AGCGUUUCCUCCCCUUUCCAGCAGCACCGCGAGCUCCCAUUGGUCCGCCGGCGCUCGGCCAAUGGGAGACGGCGGUGCUGGGAGGUGCCGGUGUGUGUGGAGCAGCGCGGAGCGACCGCCACCAUGCUGCGUCGCCAGGCCCGGGAGCGCCGGGAGUACCUGCAGCGCCGGGCCAGGGAGCAGCAGCAGCAGCGGCAGCGGGAGCGCAGGGAGAGCCUGCGGCGGGCGCUGGACGAGAAUCGGCUGCUGCCCACGGAGCUGCGGCACGAGGCGCUGGCCCUGCAGAAGGAGCUCGAGUUUGACUUCCAGGCACCGGGGGAGACAGAUAACAGCCAGGAUGAUGAGUACAAGUGGGCGGGGCUGGAGCCCCCCAAGGUGAUGGUGACAACUUCCCGCGACCCCAGCGCUCGCCUGAGGCUCUUUGCCAAGGAGCUGUGCCUGCUGCUGCCCGGGGCUCGCCGCAUGAACCGGGGCCGUGCCGAGCUGGGCGCGCUGGUGGCGGCGUGCCGGGCCGCCGGCGUCACCGACCUGCUGGUGCUGCACGAGACCCGCGGGCGGCCCGAUGGGCUGACCGUGUCCCACCUGCCCCACGGCCCCACUGCCCACUUCACCCUGAGCGGGGCCGUGCUGCGCCAGGAGGUCGGGGGGCUCGGGGGGGCCCCGCUGGCCGCCCCCCACCUGCUGCUGCUGCGUCUGGAUUCCACUCUGGGAAAAAGGGUCGGAACCAUCCUGAAGCACCUGUUCCCUGUUCCCCGUCCCGACAGCCGCCGCGUGGUGACCUUUGCCAACGAGGAUGACGUCAUUUUAGUGCGGAACCACAUCUACCGGCGCCGGGGGCGGACGGUGGAGCUGGAGGAGGUGGGACCCCGCUUCCAGCUGAGGCCCUACCUGAUCCGCCUGGGGACCCUGGACCAGGGGGAUGCAGCCGACGUGGAGUGGCGCUGGCACCCGUACACGGCCACGGCCCCCAAGCGCCGCCUGCUCAGCGCCACCUGAGCCCCUCAGGAUCCCCCCUGAGCACCUGGAGACCCCCCCCAGGUGGGACCCACCUGCACACCUGAGACCACCUCGGCAGCUGAGAGCCCUCUGGACUGGCCUAGGCACGGCUGGGUUUCUCACAAUCAGUUUUUAUUUGUCAUAAUAAAUCGGUUUUGUCUAUA
Molecule: messenger RNA, 1160 nt
Organism: Serinus canaria (Common canary)
Lineage: Eukaryota; Metazoa; Chordata; Aves; Passeriformes; Fringillidae
Gene: IMP4
Product: IMP U3 small nucleolar ribonucleoprotein 4
Exons: 9
Coding region: 124-996 (290 amino acids)
Biological process (GO): rRNA processing
Cellular component (GO): small-subunit processome; Mpp10 complex; nucleolus
Molecular function (GO): rRNA primary transcript binding; snoRNA binding
Source: RefSeq, a predicted model, not a curated record